Molecule: messenger RNA, 927 nt
Organism: Knipowitschia caucasica
Lineage: Eukaryota; Metazoa; Chordata; Actinopteri; Gobiiformes; Gobiidae
Source: the annotation of a GenBank genome assembly
AUGACGGACGAACAAGAAAUCAUGUGUAAACUGGAGAGUAUCCUGGAAAUACGAAACAAGACCGUGCAGAUGCAGAAGAUCAAGGCUCGUCUGAAGAUCGAGUUUGAAUCACUCGAGUCAGAAGAGAAACAUUUAAAAGAAUACAAACAAGAAAUGGACCUCCUUUUGCAAGAAAAGAUGGCACACGUGGAGGAACUUAGACUCAUUCACGCCGACAUCAACGUGAUGGAGAGCACCAUUAAACAGUCGGAGAACGAUCUGAACAAGUUACUUGAAACGACUCGCCGCCUUCACGACGAGUACAAGCCGUUGAAAGAGCACGUGGACGCCCUGAGAAUGACUCUGGGGCUGCACAGACUUCCCAACCUCAACGAAGAGGAGGAGAAGCUUUCCCUGGACUACUUUGAAAAGCAAAAGGCAGAAUGGCAGAAGGAGCCGCACGAGCCCGCCAUCCCAGAAUCCCUCGCAGCAGCAGCGGCCGCAGCGCAACAGCUCCAGGUCUCAAGGAAGCAAGACGCCCGCCAGACGGCUACAUUCAGACAGCAGCCUCCGCCAAUGAAGGCGUGCUUAUCGUGCCAUCAGCAGAUCCACCGCAACGCACCCAUUUGCCCGUUAUGCAAGGCCAAGAGCCGCUCUCGCAACCCAAAGAAGCCCAAGAGGAAGCCGGACGAAUCUGAGACCAGCCAGGCCAUCUGGUUUGGGGAAAAAUGUGUUGCGUUUUCAGAGCGUGGCUGGGCUGCACGCACUUUAAAGACGGUGGUGUGGGUUUGGCAGAGAACAGCUGAGUGUGUGGAGACUGCACUAAUGCCCUGUGCAAGUCCGACAGCUGACAGCAUCUUCUGCAGCGCCAGUCUGGGAGGACCGGCGAUAAAACACAUCAGAGACAAAGGUGAAGAAGAGCGUCCCAAAGAGAGAUAUAGGAAAUAA